CUCUUCAUUUAUUCAAAUCCAAAUUCCAUAUUUGGUGUGACCAAGAGAGUGUAGGGGUAUAAAUGUCAAAUCAGUAAUCACCCAAAAAAGUUAGUUGCUUGGGCAAGGGGUCUUAAUCGACGGCCCAAAUGUCAGCCCGUUUCGUAUAAAACCCCCCGCCCCGUUGCUCAUUCACUCACUCGAAUAAUUUUCGUUCUUAUUAUUCGUUUUCAGACUCUCUGUAGCCAUGUCUUGCUACCGUGGAAAGUACGCUGAUGAACUUAUUGCCAAUGCUAAAUACAUCGGCACUCCUGGAAAAGGUAUUCUUGCUGCCGACGAGUCCACUGGCACUAUUGGCAAGCGCCUCUCGAGCAUCAACGUUGAGAACAACGAGUCGAACAGGCGAGCCCUCCGUGAGCUUCUCUUCACCACUCCAGGUGCCCUUCAGUACUUGAGUGGCGUCAUCCUUUUCGAGGAAACUCUCUUCCAGAAAACAGCUGCAGGUAAACCAUUUGUGGAAGUUCUGAAAGAAGGCGGGGUUCUCCCGGGCAUCAAGGUCGACAAAGGCACAGUUGAGCUCGCCGGAACUAACGGCGAGACCACCACCCAAGGCCUCGACGGGCUAGCCCAGCGCUGCCAGCAGUACUACACUGCCGGGGCCCGCUUCGCCAAGUGGCGGGCCGUCCUCAAAAUUGGGCCCAACGAGCCUUCCCAGCUGGCCAUCAACGAAAACGCAAACGGGCUGGCCCGAUACGCCAUCAUCUGCCAGGAGAACGGGCUCGUCCCCAUAGUCGAGCCCGAAAUUCUCGUCGACGGGCCCCACGACAUUAACCGAUGCGCUGACAUCACCGAACGAGUCUUGGCUGCUUGCUACAAGGCUCUUAACGAUCACCAUGUACUUCUUGAGGGAACCCUUUUGAAGCCGAACAUGGUCACGCCUGGCUCGGAAUCUAAGAAAGUUGCUCCUGAGGUGAUUGCUGAGUAUACUGUGCGGGCCCUACAGAGGACGAUGCCGCCAGCUGUCCCGGCUGUGGUUUUCUUGUCGGGUGGGCAGAGUGAGGAAGAGGCUACUGUUAAUCUGAAUGCCAUGAACAAGCUCGAGGGGAAGAAGCCGUGGAGCUUGUCCUUCUCGUUCGGGCGGGCCCUGCAGCAAAGCACGCUAAAGGCGUGGGCCGGCAAGGAGGAGAAUAUUCCCAAGGCCCAGGCGGCUUUUCUUGCCAGGUGCAAGGCGAAUUCUGAGGCGACACUCGGGACUUACAAGGGGAGUGGUUCGCUGAGCGAGGGUGCAUCGGAGAGCCUACAUGUGAAGGACUACAAGUACUGAUGAGGGCCGGGCUUUUGGGGUUACGGGCCGAGCUUUUUAUUUUGUUUUUGUUUUUUGUUUUUUUUUUUUUCUGCUNUUUAACUGUUUUCAUGUUUUGCAUUCGAUGUGUUUAAUAAAAAAAUUGAGGGACACGAGAUGUUUUUGAUGUUAUAAUGAUGAGGCUUCUUGCCUUUUGUGAAACAUGCAAUUUGCAUGUAUUUGUGUGAUCCAACGGUUAAAAUUAUUCCUGGUAUA
This is a messenger RNA of Striga asiatica, 1537 nucleotides long. The record is from the annotation of a GenBank genome assembly. NCBI's taxonomy places the organism in Eukaryota, Viridiplantae, Streptophyta, Magnoliopsida, Lamiales, Orobanchaceae.